UAUACUAUGAUGUAAUGCAGCCCUUUGGGUGCACUGCUUACACUCGCAUCAUCUCUCUCACUCGCUUGCGCAUGGACCAUCAUGGAUCAUAUGGGAAAAGGAAUCUCGCUUGUAAUUUUGUCCUUCGGUUUAAUCAGGAGGAACUCCUCAGGUUCCCGCAUGGACCUUUGAAUAAAAGCCAUAUAUUAACAGUUUUCGCUGGUAGGCUGUUCCCGACGUGUUUACCAGAUUGUUAUUCAGUUAAAGAGACCAGUGGAGCAUCGUAACGUUAUAUUGUCAAUACGGCUAUACGCAUUUCAUGUGUGCCAUAUCUGGUUAAUAAUAACGCUGUAACGGCUGGAUUUUAAUUCUCUGAAUAACCAACAACGCUACGAGGUUACUUUACUUAGUGUCGGAGUGGGCAGAACGGAUGGCAACUCUUGCUUGUGAAAUUUCAAUCGAAAGACCGACCGUAAUUCUGUGAAGAACUUCCACAUAGCUCCGCUGGGAGGGAACAAGGACGCAUUGCAUUGUUACAUGACUGCACCCCUAAAAAGGACAGACUGCGCCUUGUCAAAGAGAGGAGAGAGGAGAAAGAGAGGACUCAAGUGGUGCGUGAGCAGGCCCUGAUGGAGAAGGAGCAGCGUGCCCAGAGGCAGUUGGAGCGCUCGGCAGAGGAGCGCGAGAGGCGUCUGGAGGGCCAGCGGCAGCGGGGGGACCUCCGCAGGGUGGCCGUGGAGGAGAAGAGGAGGCAGCAGGAGGAGCAGGACAAGGAGCGUCUGGAGGCCCUGAUGCGACGUUCCAUGGAACGGGGCCAGCCGAUGGACCAGAGGCCGAAGCGGUGGACAUGGGGGGGCCCGCCUGGAGACUGCCAGGGUGACCUUAAGACCGCCCCGCCCUCUCAUUCUACCGCCACCUCCUUAGCCCAUGACCCCGCCUCUGCCAGCCUAUCCGGGAUGGUGGUGGCUGAUUAUAUGACCCUGUCUGAGUCUCAAGACUCGUCCCUCAACAAACGUCUGUCCUCCUCCUCCGCCGCUUUACCCAGUGUCACAGAGAGAGCUUCCAGCCCCCACCGGUCUCCCUACAGAGGCUCCCCGAGCCGAGCAGAACGCAAGAAGAACACUAGUGGCACCACGGGAGUCAUGGACGAGUCCAAGGACAUAGCCACAAUCCUCAAGACGGCUCAGAUGGAGAAACAGGUUGGAUGCACCACCCCCACCCUGAUAGACCCAACCCCCAAACGCCUUGAAUCCCCCACCACACCAACCAAAAGUGCCUCUCCUAAGACACAAAAGAACCAUGGCACCCCUAAAAGGGCCAGAGCAUCCAAGAGCCGCACCCAGUCCCCCUGUUCCCCAGGACUUCACCACCCUUCCUCGAUGAGACACAGGGCCACCACUCCGUCAGACGGCCCCAGAAGGCUGGAGGGUGAGGAGAAAGCAGCUGCUGAGACCCGAGGCUCCAGCACUCUGGAUAGAAAAAACACCAAGUCUGAGAACUCAGAGCGGAAAAUGCCCAAGUCUGCAAGCCGGGACCUGGGAGACCGCAAUGCAGAGUCCCCAGGGACUCCCACAGGGAAGUCCUUCGCGGGGACCACGGAUGCCGAGGAGGCUGCCAGGCUGCUGGCCGAGCGGCGCAGACAGGCCCGAGUGCAGAAGGAGGUGGAGGAGAAACAGCGAGUAGAGGAUGAGAGACUGAGGGCUGAGGAGGAUCAGAGGAGGCAGGUGGAGGAGCGAGAGAGGCAGGAGCAGGCGGCGCUCUGGGCAGAGGAGGAGAGGAAGAAGCAGGAGGAGGCGCGGCAGCAGAAGGAGUUGGAGGACAGACGACAGAGAGAGCGGCGCUGGAAGGAGAUGCAGGAUCAAUGGGACAGAGAGAGAGAGGAGGCGGUGCUUCGGGCCCACAGGGAGGCGGAGCGAAAGCAGCAGGAGCGAGAGCUGCUGAAGCUGCAGGAGGAGCAGGAGCGACUGCAGAGGAAGAAGAGGAUUGAGGAGAUCAUGAAAAGGACACGGAAAAGUGAAGACCCAAAGAAAGACGAAGUGCCAGUGGAGAUGCAAUCCCACAUCUACUCGCAAGAGCCGGUGCAGGAGCGCAGAGACAUCAAACAGACCAGCGUGGGUCAGCUGCAGAGACCAGACCUUGCCGGGGUGAAGGCUGGUGAAUAUCAGCGUCCCACCACAGUGGAGUCUCCCCCCAUCAGCCUGGAGCCCCUCGAGGCCAAGAACUCUGGGGCAGACGACCUCUCAGAUGGCGUCCAGUCUAUGGACGUUAGCCCCGUAUCAAGAGAUGAGCUCGUCUCUGUGCCAGACUUCUCCCCAGUCAACGAGGCUCCCCAGAAUAGCAUGAGCAAUGCCAAGGCCCUGGAGGAUCUGCUGGAAAUAACAGGCCAGGCCUCCUACCCCAGACUCCCCUCCGGAGCCACGCUUGGGGACCUCAAUAAGAACCUGAUUGAGGGGUUCAGCAGUACCGGUGCUGACUCUCAGCUCAUCCAGAGCGCCACCUCUGACAAGCUUGGCAUCUAAGUAACCAGGGCGUGUCGGUGACUCUUGGCGGGACAGGUGUGCUGGGAAAUGGAAGCAGAAGAGGGACUGCAUCAGCCAAUCAGUUUCACCUCUCUAACCUGCAGGAAAGCCCCUCCACUCCUCGUCCCCAAGAUUCUCUGACGCAAGAGCGGAGAGCAACCACUGAAUGUUACCUACAGUUAAAUCACUCUGACACUUACAUACACUAUACACAUCUUGUGCACAAAUACCAACGUGCAAUAUACACAGAAGCAUACACAGAGACUCACACACAAAACAUAGCUUUGCUUCUCUGUCAGGGCAGUUUUAUUUCAGAUUACUCUAUGACAGUACUGGCUGUGCAAGCCAAUGUAAUAUAGUGUAGCAGUUGCUGGGAACUCUAUAUUCAUCUCACCCACUCCUAGCAUUUGAUAGGUGAGCACAGUUUAGUCCUGUAGCAACUCGACAUUUCUUUUGAUGUAUUAUGCUGUCUUGAGAGUAUUCUGACCAGCAGUCUUACAGUGCACUGUACAUGUGAUUUUGUGUAGUGUCUAUAUGGUGUAUUGUAUCAUAUGGCUGGGGAAAAUGUCGCAAACUGUAUGAUCAUGAAUUACAUUUCUGAUCACAAUCAAGGCUAUGUAGGCUAAUAGGUAUGUGUCAUGCAAACAUACAGUGAAUAAAACUAUAACAUAAUGCACUGUAACACAUUCAAAUUACUGUAAAUAACAAAAAGCAACUGAAUGAAAUUGGAAGGCCAUGACUUGUGCAGUGAGAAUUUGUCUUUUGAACAGACAUGAAAACAGCGAGUGGCUCAUCCUGUUUGUGUUCAGAUUCUAAUGAACUGUUAAACCAACGUCUGUGGUUUGAACACUGUAAAAAGUUGUAUUGUCUUAUGCACUGUCCGGUUGCUCAUCAUUUCUCUAUAUUUUGCUGUAAACACUGCUAAACAUGAUUCUGUGGAGAUCAUAGAGUCAGGCCUGUUAUGCAAGAGAGUGUGCAGCAUCGAACGACUCAAGUUUAUCUGCAAGACCUACAAAUGUAAAAAUGUGCCUCUUUGGGUUGCCACAAGUGACAAGGUUCACAAUGUGCAAAGAAAAACAACAGUAACACCACCAUCACUUACCUGGUAAAAAACUGCCCUGUCGUCCAUGUGGUUAUUAUGCAGGAUGUAAGGGUGCAGCAUGUGUGCUUUGUGCUGUUUUUCAUUUACUGGUGAAGUCCUUGAGGAACUGGUGGCAGAUUAACAUAAAAUGUUCAUAGUAUGACAUAUUCCUCCAGAUGUAAAUUGUUUAGGACCAAUCAGGGUGGAAUUCCCUGUGAUAAAAAGAAUGAACGGCUGCAUACUGUAUGGCAAAGCUAGACUGACUGACUGUCUAUCUAACGGUCUAUUUUUCUGUCUGCCCCCACCUCUCUCUCUCUCUCUCUCUCUCUCUCUCUCUCUCUAUCUCUCUCUCUCCCCCCCCCCCCUCUCUCUCUCUGUGUGUCACUGUCGAACCAUCUUACUGUUGAUGUACAAAUAUUUCACUGCAUCAAUUGCACUGUGGAAUAUGAUUGAAGGAAAGAAAUAUUUUAUUUUGAAUCCUGAAAAGUAAAAUUCAGCUCAUUUCUGCUUCGUGGAAUAUGUAGACAUGGUGCAUGGAUCUGCAGCACUGGGGGAAAUCAUUAAUAAAACACUGAUUGGUCAUA
Messenger RNA from Clupea harengus (Atlantic herring), 4163 nucleotides. RefSeq names its product MAP7 domain containing 2b (gene map7d2b). NCBI's taxonomy places the organism in Eukaryota, Metazoa, Chordata, Actinopteri, Clupeiformes, Clupeidae. Gene Ontology annotation, cellular component: microtubule cytoskeleton. The transcript has 18 exons. The record is from RefSeq and is a predicted model, not a curated record. Bases 609 to 2498 code for a protein of 629 amino acids. Gene Ontology annotation, biological process: microtubule cytoskeleton organization.